AUGAACGCACUCACAGUUGUUGCCCUGCUGCUCUACUUCCUGUUGGCAGCGUUGGUCCAAUCAGCUCCCGUCAGCUCGCCGUCCAACCCAUCGCAGGCGUUCAGAGAGGCGGCCGGGCGAGCGAAGACGCUGGUGGAGAAAAUCCUGAAAGACAUCCCUGCCGUCCACACCACCGUCAUCACCACCGAGGGUUUGACCCUCGACCCCUCCAGUCAGACGACAAACCUGCAGAUGAUGGUGAUGGAGCUGGGAAUCCCCGCUGCCCCCGUCCUCAAACCGCUGUCUGAGAGCUUCACACUGGACAUGUGUGUGAGUCGUAUGCGGGUGGGGGGCCGGCUGUACCAGGAGCUGCUGGUAGUUCUGUCCAACAAACUGGGCGGACUGCAGGACCUGAGUGCCGACCUGAGAGACCUGCUGACCCACAUCAACAAGAUGAAGGAGGCGGCUCAGCUGAGCGGCGACUCUUCGGAUCAGAACAGCCUGGACUUGGCUUCUCGUCUCCACGGCACCUACGAGAUCCAGGUGGCGGCUCACCUGACGCUGACGCAGCUGCGCUCCUUCUGUCACGACCUGAUCCGCAGCCUGAGAGCCAUCGCCGCCUACAGGCCAGUGGCUGCAGGGACACGUUAAGCUCCGCCCACUGGCAGACACGCAGCGCUGUGUUCCAGGACGCGCAGGAUCAGAUCUGCUGGGGAGAAACUUUAUCGAUCGUGGAAUUGCUGACAGUCAAACAAAAGCGCAACAGUUUAUGUUCUUCAUCAUCAUCUUCUUCGUCUGCUGAGGCAUCAGGACGCGUUUCAUCACCUGAAACAAACUUUAACUGACAGGAUGUUUCAGAAUCAUCCGCCUUCUCCAGACAUUCACGAAGCCGACGUGCUGAAGCUCAUUUCUGUUUGUGGCAGCAGAGCAGACGGGACCAAAAAUACUCGUCAGUUAAUUUUAGAUUAAACACAGGAUGUUCUGGAGUUUGUGCUCCUCUUCAGCAGCUGCAGGAAAGCACGCAGCCUGACUUUAAGCCUGAUGUUUUAUUGUGAAGGCUGCCUUUCUGGGCUCAGUUUCCUGUGUUGUGUGUUGCAGCACAUCGAGGCACUCUAUCAGUCAGGGAUCAGCUGGGAAAAGACAGCAGGAAUGUGAUGAAUGCCAGAUUUUUCCAGUAAAGAAGAAAAAGAGCUAAGUGCAGGUCUGAACCUGCUCAGCAGCUCGUUCUUCUUCUUCUGCGCCCGAGGUUAUUCACACGCUUCUCUGCAGCUGCUCCAAUGUGGCGACGCUGCAGAGCAACCUGCAGACGUUUGAGGAGGCAGAACCAGCAGCUCGCCUCCACAUCUCCACUUCAUCCCAGAGGAGUUUCAUUUCAAUCCAAACCACGGCUGAUCCCUUCUGAGUGGAAACAUUUAAAGCUCUGAAACAGCUUCGAUGCAACUUUCAGAUUUCACCAUUUUUACUUUUCAGAACAAAUGAGUGCAGAAAAUAAUCAUUCAAUCAAUAAUAUUAAAAAGUCUGUGUUAAACAACUGACUCAAAUGAUGAGGUGACUUCCUGCUGCUGCCACUUCUGAGUAAAAGCUUCAGUAGAACCUGAUUGUGCAGCUUUUAUUUUGAAGCCACAGCAGCAGGAAAUGACUCCAUCCUGUCAACAAAGUGCCAAAACACAUUUUUAUUUAUGUGUAUUUAUUAUUUAUUUCAAAAUUACUUUUUUUUUAAAUUCAAAAACAAAUACUGUGUUUAUAGUGUUUAUCUAUCAUCUCUUUAUUUAUUGAUAUUUAUUCACU
Messenger RNA from Archocentrus centrarchus (flier cichlid), 1767 nucleotides. RefSeq lists its product as uncharacterized. NCBI's taxonomy places the organism in Eukaryota, Metazoa, Chordata, Actinopteri, Cichliformes, Cichlidae. Gene Ontology annotation, cellular component: extracellular region. Bases 1 to 630 code for a protein of 209 amino acids. The transcript has 5 exons. Gene Ontology annotation, biological process: immune response; positive regulation of myeloid cell differentiation. Gene Ontology annotation, molecular function: cytokine activity. The record is from RefSeq and is a predicted model, not a curated record.